UUUUUAACAUAUAUCAAACCAAAGGAAGAUGCUGGAUGCAUGUGCUUGAGGUAGUGGGAGGAGCCUGCAGUGUUCCCCUGCAGGGAGAAAGCUGACUCACUGGCUGAGACACUUCGAUGAGGACGGAGAACCAGAAGGAGUGGCAUCUGAGCAGACAGGACCUUUUUCACUGAAUACCAGAGAGGAGUUUAGACUGACAGAUAAGUCUGUCACCCAGAUGCUUGAAGGAAGCGCUUGGAAGCCUCACUCUUCCUUUGCUCCUCGUCUGUUUUCGGGAGGAGGAUGAAGAGGAGCUAAUCUGUGCCGGGGAGCCGUGUUUAGCAUUUGGGUUAACAGGAUGCAUCUGGUUGUGGAACCCAUUCAGGAGGCCAUGAUGAAGAUGUUACCUUAUUUUGUGGAGAAUGCUGUCCUGACCCAGAGUGAGAUAAACCGCAUCCUGAGCGAGAGCUUCUUCAUGGUGAAGGGUGCUGCCCUGUUCCUCCAGCAGGGAAGCAGUCCCCAGGGCCAGAAAGCACAUCCUCCCCACAAACAUGCAGGUGACCUACCCCAACACUUACAGGUGAUGAUAAACAUCCUGCGCUCAGAGGACAGAAUCAAACUGGCGGUGCGGCUGGAGAGUGCACGGUCAGACCGCGUGCGCUACAUGGUGGUGGUUUACACCAGCGGUCGACAGGACACAGAGGAGAACAUUCUUCUAGGAAUCGACUUCAAUAACAAAGAAGGUAAAAGUUGUUCAGUUGGAAUGGUGCUACCUCUGUGGAGUGAUACAAAGAUCCAUCUGGAUGGAGAUGGCGGCUUUACAGUGAACACAGCAGGUCGGACUCAUGUCUUCAAACCUGUGUCAGUGCAGGCGAUGUGGUCAGCCUUGCAGGUGAUGCACAAAGCUUGCGAAGUUUCACGCAGGUUUAACUAUUUCCCUGGAGGUAUGGCUCUCACCUGGAUGGGCUACUAUGAAAGCUGCAUCGCUUCAGACCAGAGCUGCAUCAAUGAGUGGAACGCUAUGAAGGACUUAGAGACGACACGGCCAGAUUCACCCAUCAUGUUUGUCGACAAGCCGUCAGAGAGAGAAAGAACAGAGUGCCUUAUUAAAGCCAAACUCAGAAGCAUCAUGACGUGCCAGGACCUCGAGAACGUCACCUGCAAACAGAUCCGCACAGAGUUGGAACAGAACAUGAACUGCAACCUUAAGGAAUUCAAAGAAUUCAUUGAUAAUGAAAUGCUGCUAAUUCUUGGACAGAUGGAUAAAGCUACUCUCAUCUUUGACCAUGUCUACCUGGGAUCUGAGUGGAAUGCGUCUAAUUUGGAGGAGCUGCAAGAGACGGGGGUGAGCUACAUUCUCAACGUUACCCGGGAGAUCGACAACUUCUUCCCCGGGACGUUCAGCUACCACAACGUGCGCGUUUACGAUGAGGAUUCCACCGACCUGCUCGCCCACUGGAACGAAACCUACAACUUUAUCGUCAAAGCAAAAAAAAAUCACUCCAAGUGUCUUGUUCACUGUAAGAUGGGCGUCAGUCGCUCUGCCUCUACUGUCAUUGCGUACGCCAUGAAGGAGUACGGCUGGUCGCUGGAGAAGGCGUACAACUUUGUUAAGGAAAAGAGAAACAUCACACGACCCAAUCCAGGUUUCAUGAGGCAGCUUGCAGAGUAUGAAGGCAUUUUAGAUGCCAGCAAACAGCGGCACAACAAGCUGUGGCAACCAGACACGGAUUGUGAGAUGGCGGACAGUCAGCAGGGGGUGGCCCAGCACUGUGGGGGCGAGGAAGGAGAGCAUCUGACUCCAGAGCCGGGGAUGUUUCCCUGCUGUGAGGAGGAGUUAUCAGAGAAAGGUGCAGCGUGCCCCUCCCAGUACAGGACUGUUUCCCUGGAAAUUGACCCAGCCUACAACAAUUACUAUUUCCGCCGACUCUCUGAUUCAGCCCUGGAUAGCGAGCCGUCAACGCCAGUCCGCGGGCCUCCUCUCCUCAGCAUGGAGAAAGUAUUUAUAGAAAUAGAUGAUGUGGAGCGUGAUGCUCUGCUGGAUGACGAGGCCUUUGACGGGAAUGAGGGCCUGCCGCUCUCACACUUUGGAACCACGGCAGAAGGUACUGCCGCCCAGACGUGCGGCCGUGGCGCCGAGCCUUUGGAGGAGCUGCGUCUUAGGCUGGAGUUCAGCACAGUCGAGGAGGAGGAUGAGGAGGAUGUGCAAAAGGAAGAAGCGGAGAUGGAGGUACUAAUGCAGCCGGACGAGGGAGGCGGCGGUGAAGGAAACGGGAGUGAAACACAGUAUGCAGAGGCAGAAGGAGAUGCAGAGGGCAUCGGGAUGGACCUGGCAACCCUCAAUGAAAACUCCAACAACAACAACAACCGCUUGAGCAUCAUGCGUGACUGCAAUGAAAAUGCACCUUUCAUCCUUCUUCCAAGUGAAACUUCUAUGCUGUCUAGGUUGGAUCAGACUAAGUCCUGUUGGAAAAACGAGUCUUCAACCCCAACUCCUAAGCUUUGCCUUAACCCCAGCUCUUCCCCAAAAGUCCCAAGUGCUUUUUCCCCACAUUCCCAUACCUCUCCUGAAGGUGUCCCAUCUUCAGUGGAGCUGCUAUGCCCCUGUGGCCCGCUGUGUAACUGUGCCAACUGUGCUGCCUCUCUACCUGCUGCUCCACUUAACGAAGACGACAACCCAGGAGAUCCACUGCAGUUGGUUGAGCUGGAGGACAUUGGGAUUUUCCUCGAGAAAAAGACUGACACUAGUGAGAGCCGCUCUGCAGCUGCUUCUGAGUCUCUGCCUGAACUGAUGACAGUGGACGUGAAGGAAGAGAAGCCUGCAGUGGCUCGAUACCUGGGGAAACAGGAGUCCCUAAUGCAGCUGCAUCAAUCUGGGUUGGUCCGCCAACGCGCAGAGAGACUAGAGAGACUGUCAGGUUUGUCUCAGCAGAGCCUGCAGACUUUGAAGCCUUUGCAAACAUGCCAAAGGUCCCAGAAAGGUUCUCCCCAUGACAACAAGGAAGAAGAGUUCCCCAGUUUUGCAGGUGAUUUAGCUAAUUCUUCAACACCAUGCCAAGUGCGGUUAGAGUACCCGAUGGUGCCACUGACCAAUGAGUCCUUGUUUGGGGCGGCGGGGUCUGGGCUUUUCACGCCCACCUCUUCGCCCCACGGCUCCACCCUAACACGCAGCUCCAGCAGCGAUAGUCUCCGCAGCGUUAGGGGGAAACCUGGCCUUGUGCGUCAGAGAGCUCAAGAGAUCGAGACCCGCAUGCGUCUGGCGGGCCUCACCGUGCCCUCCAGCUUGAAGCGGUCCAACUCUCUUGCCAAGCUGGCCAGCCUGGACCUCUCGUCGGAGGACCUGUGCUCGGCCUGUUCCUCUGAUGCAGGAACCCUGCUGCUCCUGACCCUGUCUCCAGAGCCAGACCUGCACAGUCCACUUCUAGGUGACCCUAAAAGUUGACCCCUCACCCGUCUCUCUGUGAGAUUUAGAGGGCUGCACAGAUUUUAAACACAAGAGAUGCUUAAAAGAAAAAAAAACAACAAGGCCAACUGUUAUGUGAGAAGAGAAUACUUUCUUUUGCCACAUUGUUGUUCAAACUGCUGUUCACAGUGAUAAAAGUCACAUUGCUGUAUCUGACAAAUGUUUUAAGCCAUCAGUUCACCUGUAACUUUGUUUGAAUCAUGGACUAAAAGUGCCUUAACCAAGAGACCAGAGGCACAGAACUGUGUGAAAGUGAAGAAUGAGAUGGUACGACCUCAUCUACAACAUUCAACCUGCAAUCCAUACCUUUACUCACAGGUACCAAGUGAGUCUACAUUAGUGAACUUGAAACUGAAAGAAUUUGGGAGAAACUCUGUGUUUGAUAAAUGUAUGGUUGUUUAUCAGAUUUUAUUUUUUUGUUGCAUUUAUGGAGCUCCUACCAGACAAGCUGGAGUUUAAUUCAGUUCUUUUGGCUACGUCACUUAAAGGAGGAAAUCAGUUUUGACGCAAAAGCGUUUGCUAAUGAACUGAGUGCACACAGAUGGACGAGUACGAUGCAAGUGAAGAGGAAAGGUUUGUAACCUUUUGCCAGAGGCAAAUUCACUGUUUUCAACAAACAGAACAGACCUGUUUGUUGCUCCUUUGCACUGUUUGUUUUAUUGCUACACAGCCAGCAAAUCUUCCAGAAGAACAUCCAAGUUAUUAUUAUAUUUAUCAUUCCCGACACUACAUUAGUAGAGUUAUUAAGAGGCUUGAAUGGAAAUCGAAACGCCUCGAGUCAAGUCUUAAAAAUCAGCUGAACAUUUCUGACUUAUAAAUAUAAGAUGAAUGAAACAUGUAGUCUACAGAUUACUCAUCGGAAAUUUGUUUCUGCCAAUCAUUUGUGCUAUUGUUUUUUUAAAUGUUAAAGACCAAAGUUGUUUUUGGCUGUCUUAAUUUGGAUGCUGAAAAAAAAACAAGCUAUGUGAAUCAUAAUGUCAAUCGUACACAUGCUGUCACCGUUUUUUUUGCACCUUUGGGAGAAAUAAAAGAGACUCAGAGGAGUCAUCAGGCUCAUAGAUGUAAAGCUUUUCUGCUCAUAUCAUCAAUGGGUUUUAAGCUUUUGUCACCCCAGUGUGACAACUAUCAUAAUAGGUUACUUUACAUUUAUGUAACCAUUUUUUUUAUAUUUAAGUAUGCAGUAAUUUUUGUACUGUACAUUGCUGUAGUUGAAAAUGCAAAUUGCACUUUUUAUGUUUAAAAGAGAUGUACUGUAUGUGUUAACUGUUGGAAUAAACUUUUCUUUUACAGAAUUUA
Oryzias melastigma (Indian medaka) is the source of this 4738-nucleotide messenger RNA. It is a transcript of the gene ssh1a, whose product is annotated as slingshot protein phosphatase 1a. Gene Ontology annotation, biological process: negative regulation of actin filament polymerization; actin cytoskeleton organization; protein dephosphorylation. Gene Ontology annotation, cellular component: cytoplasm. Lineage: Eukaryota; Metazoa; Chordata; Actinopteri; Beloniformes; Adrianichthyidae. The record is from RefSeq and is a predicted model, not a curated record. Gene Ontology annotation, molecular function: actin binding; protein tyrosine/serine/threonine phosphatase activity. The transcript is spliced from 14 exons. The coding region runs from base 338 to 3421 and encodes 1027 amino acids.